AUCAGUAAUGAGCUCCAAUUUGAACACUUAUAUGCAGUACGCAACAUAAAACCCCACUUCAUCCGUGGCUGCUUUCACGCGCCACCUCACGCGCUAUUCUCUCCUAGAAUACCCCUUUCUCUCCAAUUCUCUCUCUGAGUUCCGUGCCCAAAUCAGUUUAAUGGCGAACUGCUUUGCAUGGAGCUUUAUUUGGCAAGACCAGUGUUAACUGAAGGUUUUGGUGGAUAGAGUUGUUUUUUCUGGAGUUUUGUUUGGUGCUUUGGCUUAGUUGCAACUUAAUUAAAAAAAUUCAUUCAAAUAAGCUAUGGCGCCAAAUCCACGAGUUUUGAAGGCCUUUCGUGCUAUGAAGGCUAUUGGGAUUCUUGAAGAUAAAGUGAAACCGGUCCUGAAAGAUCUGUUGAAACUGUAUGACAAAAACUGGGAACAUAUUGAAGAAGAAAACUACCGUGCUCUUGCAGAUGCUAUACUUGAAAGAGAUGAAAUGGAGGCAGCAUCAGAAAAAAACAAAAACCUUGGGAAUUCUAAUGAUGAUGAAAAUUUAGAGCAUGAUGAGCCUGACCGUCCUUUAAAAAGGUUGCGAUUAAAGCACCAAGAUAAUCAUCUUUCUUCUUCUUUGAUAGACGGUAGCCCUGACUUAGGUGUUGGUGAAUUCAAAAAGCCAAAAGUUGAGGCAGAUGAAGCAAGUGCACGGGAAAUUACAAAUCCUGAACCUCAGUCGGUAUCUUUACAGCCACUUGCUAAAGAUAAAGGGAAGCAACCUGUUUCAAGUGAAGCAGGAGCUCCAGUAAUAUCUGUUCCAUCUCAUUCAUCUCUUAUACGUUCCAAAGACAAAGGAAAGGAGCCGCUCCUACCUGAAGAUACUCCAAAAGAUUUCAGGUUGUUUUCUGAGAGGUCUUCUUCUCAUGGUGUGACCAUUAGGGAGCCAAAGGUGGAUGCUGUAAUUUCUCUUCCUCCAAAAAAGGUUCCAAAUGGUUAUGCUUUGACAAAAUUAAACGAUAGUUCGUCUAUAGAUGAAAAGCUACAUGCUGAUGUUGCAGCUACAGCAGUUCAUCCUGAGCCAUUACCAGAUGGACGCUCUACUGUUGAAAAUGUUUCUGUACCUGAUCCAACUGGUCAAACAGUGCUAUCAUUCCAUUCAGUAAUUGAUAAUGAUGAGAACAAUGAUAUUCCUGAUUUUGCAAGUGAAAAGAGAAUUAAUUCAGAGCUGGUUAAAAGUCAAUGUAGAUCUAAUCCAGACUUUGAUGUCACUACUGCACCGUGUGGGGAUACGGGUGUUUCUGUAAGCGAUUGUUCAACUCUGGGGAAACCUGAAGUACAGUAUGUACCACCGCCUUUAAAUGGAGCAGACAACAUUCAGCCUGAUGCUGCGGUAGUUUCCCCUCAGGAACCAAUAUCUCUUCCACCAUGCAGCGGUAUGAAUGGUUCACCACCUCAUGAUAACAGAAUGGUGAAUCAUUACGAAGUCAACUCAGACAGAGCACUUACAGUCAACAAUUCAACUAACUGUCAGAGUCUAAUGGCUGUCCAGAAGCCUCAAGCUAUGCUGAAUAAUGGGAAUUCUGUGCAUGAUGUUAAUGACUUGUCUAAGGGACAGGAAAAAGUUGUGGUUUAUUUGCAAAAUGAAAUCAAUAGCGAAUGUCAACUAUCGUUCAACUACAUACCUGAAAAUGUGAUUUUUCAAAAAGCUCAUGUGAACAUCUCUCUCGCUCAUAUUAGAGAGAGUUGUUGUUCGAAAUGUUCGGGUGACUGUCUAUCAUCAUCCACUCCUUGUGCAUGUGCAGAUGAAAAUAAUGGCGAGUAUGCAUACACAUCGGAAGGCCUUGUUAAGGAGAAGCUUUUAGAAGAGUGCAUUUCUAUAAAACGUGAACCUCAGAAUCAGAUACUACUACUUUGCAAGGAAUGUCCCUUGGAGAGAUUGAAAAAUGAGGAAAAAAUAGAAUCAUGCAAGGGUCACCUAAUGAGGAAGUUUAUUAAAGAAUGCUGGUGGAAAUGUGGUUGCAGUAAAAACUGUGGCAAUCGCGUUGUACAACGUGGAAUAGAUCGCAAGUUACAAGUGUUUAUGACAGUUGGAGGAAAAGGUUGGGGGCUUCGCACCCUAGAGAGUCUGCCCAAAGGGGCUUUUGUUUGUGAGUAUGUAGGAGAAGUGAUAACGAAUUCUGAGCUUUGUGAUCGAGUCUUGCAAGGCCGCAACACUGGAUCUCAUCAAUAUUCUGUGCCUCUUGAUGCUAAUUGGAGUACAAAGAUAGUGUUAAAGGAUGAAGAAGCACUCUGCUUGGAUGCAACCCAUUAUGGUAAUGUUGCAAGGUUCAUCAACCAUAGGUGUGUCGACUCAAAUUUGAUUGAAAUCCCUGUGGAGGUAGAGACUCCAGAUCGCCACUAUUACCAUCUAGCCUUCUUCACAACAAGAGAGGUGAAAGCUUUGGAAGAGCUAACAUGGGAUUAUGGUAUUGAUUUUGAUGAUCAUGAUCGUCCUAUCAGCACAUUUGAGUGCCUGUGCGGUAGCAACUUUUGCCGCAACAUUAACCGCACAAGAUCUGCAUCUGAAGCAACAGCGACAUGAUUGACAAACUGCUGGAUUCGGUGUUUACUGAUAAUGAUGACAAUUUGUCGUAUCCUGCUUAUUUGCUUAUUAUAUGAGUGUUGCCGUUAGUUCAACAAAUAUCGGUGUGGUGUAUAACCUAGUUCCAGCUGACCUUGUUAGCGCAUGCUGGUUGAUUAGCUCUAGCCUUUAGGUUUACCCGGAAAAAUUUGUCGUUCAGAGGACAGCUUGUAUUUGUCGUUCUUUCUUAGCGAUUAUGUUUUAUGAUUCUUUUUAGUGUGCCUGGAUAAGUAGUAAACGUAUUGGAGAGUUAGAUUUCUCUUUA
This is a messenger RNA of Daucus carota subsp. sativus, 2864 nucleotides long. RefSeq names its product probable inactive histone-lysine N-methyltransferase SUVR2. The transcript has 11 exons. The coding region runs from base 305 to 2560 and encodes 751 amino acids. The record is from RefSeq and is a predicted model, not a curated record. Gene Ontology annotation, molecular function: histone methyltransferase activity; zinc ion binding; protein binding. Lineage: Eukaryota; Viridiplantae; Streptophyta; Magnoliopsida; Apiales; Apiaceae. Gene Ontology annotation, cellular component: nucleus.